Molecule: messenger RNA, 972 nt
Organism: Puccinia graminis f. sp. tritici CRL 75-36-700-3
Lineage: Eukaryota; Fungi; Basidiomycota; Pucciniomycetes; Pucciniales; Pucciniaceae
Exons: 7
Coding region: 1-972 (323 amino acids)
Source: RefSeq, a predicted model, not a curated record
AUGCACGUUAUCAAAUCGAUAUUUAUCUUGUUGACUCUCAAGCUUGCACUGGUUUGCGCUUGUGAUGAGACUAAAUUCCGCCAUGCUUGCGGACAGAAUCAUUCAGGAGGAGUUGCGAAAGCUAGACUUCACGCGACCGAUGACCGGAGAGACCAAAACGGGGGCAGCAGUGGCAGCGGUUCCCUGCUUCAUAAUACAACGCAAGUAGCGGCUCAAGCUUUUCGCAAUGGUGAACCCAACAAGUACAGUACGUCUGUGGUCUUCCCUCCUCAUGUUGGAUCUUCCGGCCCAUUUUUAAGCUCGUAUGAAAUUUUCGAAUUCCGGGGUCUGAAAAACCGUCUAGUUGUUCAAAACUUGCAGAGCACCACACUGGGUUUUUCAGGAGCAAGUACUCUCUUACUUCACGUCUAUGGAAAGCAACACACAAUUCAAAUCCCGAAAGCAAAGAAGAGAGAGUUAUUCCACCCCUGUUCUCGGUUUCUAUUAGCUUCAAGAGCUCAUGAGCAGGAUGACGAAUCGGAGGCACCCGUCGCAGGCUUUCUGAUGUGGAGAUUCGACUUCGAAGAGUGCUUUAGCAGUCACAGAAGAAGCGUCGAGUCCAAAACAUUCCAAUCCCUCCAAGGUAACGGCAAUUCAACCAUCAACAACUCGGGCUUAAAGAUGUUUGGUGGCAUGAUCAACGACGAUUUCAGAGUUAUCCCUCAUCAAAUUCUUGAAGGAUUUCGAGUUCAAAAUCAGGCAAGAGGUGCCGCAAUAGACUGCUUCUGCUCAUUGAAUCAAUUGAUCAAGAAAAAAGUUCAAAGACGACAAGGCGAUUCUCCAAGCUCCAAAGGGGAGUACAACGCAUGUCCCAAUGCUUUUACACUGCUCAGCCUCAGACGUCUCGGCCGACUUUAUAACCCAUCUAUUCUCGGCCCGGUUCGGGUUCGGGUUCGGUUGGGGACCCAGAUCGAGCCAUCGCAAAUGUACUAA